Molecule: messenger RNA, 5925 nt
Organism: Solenopsis invicta (red fire ant)
Lineage: Eukaryota; Metazoa; Arthropoda; Insecta; Hymenoptera; Formicidae
Product: NACHT and WD repeat domain-containing protein 2
Exons: 26
Coding region: 89-5170 (1693 amino acids)
Molecular function (GO): protein binding
Source: RefSeq, a predicted model, not a curated record
GUCUGCUGAAAUUGUUGCAAACGAUAAGACGCAAUCUCGAUUGAUUUAAAAUUUUCAAUAUUUCGGAGAUCAAGGCGCAUUAAAAGACAUGGACGAGACAACGAUCGAUUCGAUCUUUUCAGGAUCCUUGAAAUCCUUACCACCUGUUAGUUCGAAAAUUGUGCGGAUAUUUACAAGCUCAACCUUUACUGACACAACAAUGGAAAGAAAUACUUUAAUGGCUCAAUGCUAUCCUAAACUUAAGGAUUAUUGUAGAGAAAAACACGGUUUAGAAUUUCAGGUGGUUGAUAUGAGAUGGGGUGUUCGUGAUGAAGCCACCGACGAUCAUAUGACUACCGAGCUGUGUAUGAGAGAAAUAGAAAAUUGUCAGAGACUGUCUAUGGGACCCAAUUUUGUUGUAUUUCUUGGACAGAAAUAUGGAUAUCGUCCUAUACCAACAUAUGUUCUCAGUUCAGAAUUAGAGAUGUUGAGGACAGAAUUGGAGGGUCAAGGAAUGGACGUUAGUCUUUUGGAUAAAUGGUACAAGAAAGAUAGCAAUGCUGUACCGCCUACGAGUAUAUUACAGCCGAUCUCGUCUAUCCUUAAAAAUUUUAACAAUAAAAGAAUACCCAAACUGCAACAAGAGGAUCAAGCAAUCUGGUGGGACACUAUGUGCAAAAUGCAAAAAUUAUUCAGAAAAGGCGCGCAAUCCUUAUUUAAUAACGGAAAGUUCGAUAAGGAUACAAUGCACAAUUAUUUCAUGUCCGUAACCGAGCGGGAAGUAAUUAACGGCGUGCUGAACGUUAAAAAUACGAAAAACCAUUGCCUGGCGUACGUACGAUACAUAAAUAACAUUAAUCUUCAAAAUCUAAGGAAGGCAAGUCUAUUUCUGGAUAUAGCUAACAGAAGUUUAGAUAAUGAAGCCUCAAAAUUGUUGGCUGAUCUCAGAGAUGAGCGACUACCGAAUAAAAUCGAGAGCACGAAUCUGCAGAGGUACACAGUGGAAUGGAUAGGAAGAGAGGGUUUGGAUCCUGAAACCCAUAGCGAGUAUCUUCAGCAUUUUAUCACUCACUUUUACAGAAACAUAGUGAAACUCGUGGAUCGUGCUAUGAGAAAGGAAGACAAUUCCGCGCAGGGACAAAUAAUAACUGAGAUUUUGCAACAUCUGCACGCCUGUAAUAAUUCCGUAAAGGUGUUUUAUGGGCGCGAAAACACGUUGGUGAGGAUAAAAAAUUACAUGCUAGGCGAUAGCGAUAAGCCGUUAGUGUUGUACGGAGAAGGAGGAUGCGGUAAGACUUCUCUUCUGGCGAAAAGCGCGGGUUUAACUAGUAGUAUCUGGCUAGUCGAUAAAAAACCGAUCAGCAUAAUUCGGUAUCUCGGCACUACCCCGGACAGCAGUGCGCUUACACCCACCUUAAUCUCAAUCUGUCAACAAAUCUCGUACAAUUAUGGAUUGUCGUUUGAAGAGAUCCCGGACGACUUAGUGCCACUGACAGCCUACUUUAAAUAUCUGUUGACCUUAGCUAACGCACAACAGCCCAUUUUGCUGUUUCUGGACAGUGUCGAUCAGCUGACAGGAGUACAGGGCAAUAAAUUGGCGUGGUUGCCUUCGAGGCUACCACCAAACUGCAAGAUGAUCUUGUCCUGCGCAGCGGAAGAAUCGAAUCCGGUGAUUUCGAAAGAUUAUCAGUUACUGCGCAGGAUGAUAGACACCGAAGACAGCUUCAUCGAGGUAACUGCUUUGGGCGAAGAUCUGGCUAUGGAUGUGAUAAGAAUGUGGAUGAAAACGGCCAGGAGAGAUCUGAAUAACUAUCAAUGGCGUCUGGUCGCGAAUGCAAUAUCAAAGUGUUCCCUGCCGAUCUUUGUGAAACUCGUGUUUGCUGAGAUCUGUCGAUGGCGUAGUUACACGAAACCGGCGGACACGCAUCUGGCGAGUACGGUGAUGGAUAGCAUAAUGAUGCUGUUCGAGAGGAUCGAGAAGCAGCACGGCAAAAUCCUUGUCUUCCACGCCCUGGCCUAUAUCACGGCCGCUAAGUCUGGCUUGUCAGAGUCCGAGCUCGAGGAUCUGAUCUCCCUGGACGACAAGGUUCUCGAUGACGUCUACCAAUACCAUUUGCCGCCAGUGAGACGCAUCCCACCUCUGCUCUGGACCAGAAUACGAAACGACCUGCCCAAUUACCUGAGCGAAAGAGAAGCGGACGGUGUGAGCGUCAUGAACUGGUAUCACAGACAAUUCAGGGACACAGCCAAAGAGCGAUACUUUAAGAACAUGAAUAUGGCAAUGUAUUUCCACUCAAUGAUAGCGGACUAUUAUCUGGGAAUUUGGGGUGGCGGUAAACCAAAGCCUUUCAAGUACACCGAGAUACAGAGACAUCGAUUUAAUUUAACAGACAAGGAAGGUGUGGCGGACAGAAAAGUGCCGGAGCAACCAUUGGCAUUUUACUCGAAGGAGGGAACCAUCUCAAGAUACAAUUUACGAAAGUUUGGCGAAUUACCAUUUCAUCUGGUAAGAGCGCGGCGCUUUAAGGAUCUCUUCGAAAACGUUUUAUUCAAUUACGAGUGGUUGCACGCUAAGCUAAGCUCUUGCCCUUUGCAAGCAGUGCUUUCUGAUUUCGAAGACGCGUGCAGCUUCAUUGACAAUCAAAGUUUAGUCAGAGAACUCAUGUUAGUCGCUGAUGCUCUGAGACUAGGUGGUGCGAUCCUGGGAAACCAUCCUAAUAUGCUCGCACCGCAAUUGAUCGGUCGAUUGUUGCCGGAAAUCGGUGCAAAUGUUAAUGUGAGAAUGCUGCUCCGCGCAUGCGAUCAAGACGGUGUCAAGGAUUGCGCUUUGCUUCCUCUUUAUCACUGUCUGCACACACCUGGUGGACCAUUGAAAUACUCGUUGGAAGGCCAUCAAUUCGCGGUAUUUGGAUUUUGCUUAACGUCGGAUUAUCGCUACAUAGUAUCGAUAUCCAAUAAAUUUAUCACCUGGGAUCUGAGUACCAGUGACAUGACCAGAGAUGUCAGUCCCGGUGUGAAAGGUAUAAUGCAACAAUUGGUCUUGAGCCCGGACAACAGAUAUGCUGCAGCUUUUACAACCAACUAUCAGAGUGUCGUUUUGAACACUCUGACAAGCGAAUUCGUCGUCAUCAACAAUCCUUUACCGAACGAGGACGCAGUGUGCGGCGUAUAUCUGAUGAAUCAGUACGCCUUUAUCUAUGGGAAGCUGGGCUGGUGCAGAUUCGAUCUGCGAGGAAAUCUGCUCGACACCCACACCAAUCCUGAAGAUUCCAAUAAGUGGCCGAUUUUGUAUGUAGAGUACACAAACCUGGAUCUUUACAGAAUCAUAUUCUGGUCGGGGAGUCUCGACGACACGCGUAUGCUUUUACAUACUUAUAGGAAGAAGAUAUCAUUGGAUCCAUUCGAGUUUCACAGUGCUUUGAUCAUGACCAAGGACAAGAAUACCUUGUAUGCAUGUACAAACAAGGACGAUUAUAGAAUCACGAAAUACAUAAGCGACGAGACCUCAUCUUACUGGGAAAAAGUUUUCGACAUGCCGCGGGCGUACAACGACAAUGUGGAAUAUCUGUUACAGCUGAAGUUAGACAGGGAGGAGGAAAUGCUGUUAGCGACGACCGGGAACGGAUUCAUUGUAUGGUUUCUGGAAAGUAAAAGCGACGCGCACGUUUUGAUGUUACCAAACGGAGUCAGGAACAUUAGUACGCGAAUGAUGUGUUCGAACUCUAUCAUGGUCAGCGGCACCAAGAAUUACGCUGUCGCCGGUGUAAGAAAAAAUCUGUACGUUUGGUCGCUGGAGACGUCCGAUUUGGUAAAAAUACUGGAUGCACACUUCGCGAGGAUCAUUCAACUGGAAGCAUUGACGAUUGGGAAUUGGAAUAGCGUUGUAACGUCGAGUAUCGACAGAAGCGUUAAAGUGUGGAACAUCAACAAUAUUUUUGAGCAAGUUCACGUCAUCGAUCGGCACGAGCUGCAGAUAGACAUGUUAAGUUUGGCCGAGGAGGGUAACUUGGCCAUUACGGUUACCAGAGACUGCGUGGGUGUUUGGGAUUUGCUGACGGGUAGAUUAAUAUCAAAGCUAGCAGACAGUCCGCUAGGAGCGAUUGUCACACACGCUUGCAUCACGCAGGACAGUAGAUACAUCGUGUCGACAGAAUCAGGCAAUGUUCUCAUUUGGAACAGAAUUACGGAGCAAGUGUUGUUCAAGGAGGAGCAAAAGAACGUCAGGCAACUGACACUGAUAGAGAACUCGACGAAGUUCAUAGCCGUUUCGAGGCCCAACAAUCCUGCGGGAGUGGAAAACGUACGGACUACGGCAACGCUCGUCAUGAGAAGUAUUCCUGAUGGCAGAACAAUAUUUUCUCUGGAGUAUUCUGUAAGAAGUAACACCAGUACACCCUUCCGACAAGUAGUGAUGACAUCGGACGACGCUUUUCUGGCGGUGCCAGCGGCCGAAAAGGGCAACAGAGACUGCGUUACAAUUUAUAGUGCAAAAACAGGAGCACUGAUCAGCAAAAUACCUAUCAAGCUACCUGGAUUUAAGGAUAUUAUAUGCAUUACACCGAUGCCUAACAAACCGCAAUGGAUAGGUGUCAUUGGUUCUGAUAAAGGUACAAUUCUUGACAUUAAUAAGAAGAAGAUUAUACGCACAAUUCCAAAAUGGAGCGGAAACAUCAGCAAGGAUGGCAAAUACACCUUGUACGCGCCUAGCAGAGGUGGCCUCGAACUCAUAGAAUUAAAGAAAGGUACGAGCGUGAAAACUUAUAUACCAAAAGUGGCCGAGGGCGUGUUCACCGUCAUAUCGAUGUUCAAUCGUACGGAUGAGUACGUGCUAUACUAUCAUAGUGGCCGAAAAACCAUCAGAGUUUUCAGAUCUUCGGACUGUGAGAUAAUAGCCAAUUACAGAGUGCAGGCUGAGUUGAGUGCCAUCGAUAGCACGUACGAUGGCAAAAGCAUCGUUCUGGGAACGGUCGACGGCUGCGUGUCGGUAUUGGCGAUUGCCGACCCUAAGAAAACUGAGAUGAGGGAAUAUCUUGCAAAUGUGCCAUCUCGCGACGAACAGUGGAAGAAGAAAACCGAGAAGCAUCGAGCCGCAAUUAAGUUCAAGGCAGCUGCCCGAAUAGCUCGCGUGACGCACGACCUAUCCGCGAGUGUAAAACCGACGGGAAGCGAAACGAUCGAGGAGACGGAGUGAAUUCCGAGCACCGCGCGGUGCAUCCUGAAGCGCCUGUAUCAGACUUAUGGAUUGAAGAUUAAAGAUCACGAAUUGAAGAUUAGAAUUCGACCAGUUAGAUAAAAUCUUAAUUCGUUUUACAUCGAGAUUGUUUGAAUUCUAAUCUCCAAUUUAUAAUUCUCAAUUUCCAACAUGUAGUUUGAUAUAGAGUCAAUCUUACCGGCGAUUAACUUAAACAAACUUGGCAAAUUAAAUUUAUGAAUUAUCAAUUGAUGAAAACUUAAAACUAAUCAUAUUAUUUUUUCUUUCCAUUUUUUGAGAAUUAUAAUUUAUAUAAAACAUAUUUUUAAUUAAUAAUACGUAAGUAAUGUUUAAUUAAAAUAAUUAAAAGAUUAGAUUAGGAAUGAUCAGUUUUAAGUUAAGCAAUUGAUAAUUCAUAAAUCAGACUUUUUUUUUUAAAGUUAAUCGGAGUUGGUAAAACCGACCCACAGGCUUGAAAUUAGUUAUCUAUAGUCGCACUUCAUAGUUGCGCUUUCCUACCCAGAAAGCUAUUAUUUGGUGUCACUUUAAUAUCAAAAUAAUGCUUUUGACGUCAAAAUAAUGACAUCAACUUGCUAUCUGGUUAAAAAGGGCAAAAAAAAAUUCGUUAACAUUAAGAUUAACAAUCGCGAUCGGUCGAUCGUUUGCUUACUGGCUCGUUAAGGAAGAGGCAGCUGCGAGCGGUGCAGAGAGAGAGCCCACGGCUACAGAAUUUAUAUUACAUUUAUUUAUGUCUU